AUGCCUGAUACCCAAACAGAAAGCAUCGACAUGGAUUCGUCCAUUUCUUCCUCCACUGCAUUGCUUUAUUUCAUCAACGGACUUUCGCCUGAUGGCCAACAUACUCCAGCCAACCUAAGUAAUAGCACUAUGCGGGUCACUCUUUUUGUUACAGACAACGACACUGACUUAAAUCAGAUCGUUCUAAACACGACAACCAGCGGGCUCCUCCUUAAGGAAGACGUCCCCAAUAUAAAAGAUGUGUUUCUGGGCGACUAUUUAGUUAACAAGUCCCGCUUGGGACUAGACAACGGUUCUUCUCUUGCCUGGGAGUGGCUCGAAGAUAGCCAGUUUUGUGUUCGGGCCAAAACCAAAGAAUCUGGAGCAGCUAACCACACAAAAUGUGAUCACACUUCGAUCAAUAAGUUCAUAUCUGAAGCCCUGAACUUAAAAGCGUCACAUGCAGCUAUUGAGAGCCUUCGAUGGAUACUCGCCAAAGAAGUCGCUCUUUUUGAAUUGAGUGAUGAAGAUAUAAAGGCUUACAGAAAUGAAAAGAAAUUUGAUUCGGGUGGUGAUACCAAUGCGCCAAAGGAUAUGAAACCACUAACUACAACACCAAACUUUGCUAACACUACCAACAUCUAUGGUAAUCAUACUAACGUGAACGCUGGCGCAAAUAACAGUAAAAUUACGAACAUGACGUCUCAGUUACCGGAGCAGUACCUGGCAAGCCGUAUGGUGUUCAAAGUUUCAAAUCUAACGCGUGCCUUAGAGCCGAACACCUCUUUCAGCCUCUUCGCUACAAUUGGACCUGUUUUUCAGAAGGUCGGUCAAAUCAACAGCUCCUUCCACCCGCUAGACAAGACAAGAUGGCGACUCAUCUCGGAGAAGCUAAAGGGUUCACAUUGUCCAGGCUACUGCCCAGCCUGCACACGAUGCACUCAGAAUACAUCGCAACUGCAACAGCAGCACCAGCAGCACCAUCACCAACAAGGAUGGCCAGCUCCUUCAUUAAAGUAUUACAGACAGGGAAACCUUUAUGUUGCGCUUGUGAUACCCUUAGAACAAUCAGCAUCAUGUGAAACCCUUCCUUCAAAAGAAGAAAACUCCAAAAUAGUCGAACAAUUCUUAGAAUCGAUCGACGCACUCCAAGACGAAGAAUCGACGUCGCUCUUGGGUUACACUUUAGGCGGCAUCGUCAUUGAUUCUUGUCAGUCAAAACAACCCCCACAUCACCGCCGGCAGCCACCGGAGGAAAGUAUACACAUCUCACCCUGUUACACCCUUAAAGACACUCUCAAUAUUAGCCGGCAAGUCUCCAACCAAAACAUUGUAUCUUACAUCCACUUGCCAAAUUUAAAUUCUUUUUCUACCGCGAAAAUCGGCGAAUCCCGCUCAAAGACAUCGACGAUCCCGGAUAUCACCGUCUCUAGAAUUGGAUCAUUUCUGGACGCAAUCCAGGUGACCCAGUACGUCAAAGUCAUACUAAAGGUCUUUGCAUCGCUUCGUUGGACAUAUUUGACUGUUGUCUGCUCGGAGAACGCGUUGAUGGUCGAGCUGCAGCGCCGUCUAAUAGCAGAAGCGAGAAAAAAGAACAUGUGUAUCCGGGAUCUUAUCAAAAUGUCCGAACUCCGAGCGAGCGGUUUAUUGGACGGAAGUCAUACUUUCCUCCAAGAGGAGUCCUCGGCAGUCAUUCUUCUAACUGACGCGCACGACACCCAUGAUUUCCUACGUUCUGUUACUAAAGCUUACAAUUCAUCACACAUCUUUAAUUUCCUUUUCUUCCCUUGGAAUUCAGCCUUACAUCCCAGCCUGGGGACAAAUCUCUUUCAAAGCUCCAUUCUAGUGGAGAUUAACGACCCCGUAGCCAACGAAAUCCCGAAAAACAUCUCAUCAUUGUCGGUUUCGGAACUAGAAAGCCAGUUGGAACUCUGCCUUUUGAGCCCCAGCAGCAGCGUCUACUGUCCCACGGGCACCAUUAACCGCGGGCCGACUGAACCAGUCCUGGCGAGCUAUGUGGCCUCAUUUGUCAGCGCUAUUGGCCAUAGUCUUACCGGUCUCCACUCACAGAUCUGCCCCGACGGUGAGGAAGGCUUGUGCAAAGCUUACUUGGACUGGUCCCGCGUGAUGUCCUUGCUGCGGCAGAGGCUGCGGGUCGGGCCUGUCUCCUUAUUUAACAAUUCUAGAAAAUUCGACAGCAGUGGAACGCUGCGCGUUAACUAUGCUAUCAAGAACCUACAGCGAAUAAGAGGAGGGUUCCGGUGGACACAGGUCGGUGAAUUCAACACCAAUGGUAGUUUGUCGCUCAAUCCGAAAUCAGUCCGAGGCUACAACGCCCUGCAAGAUGUGAUGAACCCGGUGUCUCAGUGCAAACGAUGGUGUCCUCGCUGCUACCAAUGUGACCUAACCACACCAAGCAGCCAGUCCCAAGCCAACAACUUUGCGCUGUACAUGCCAGGAGAUGUUCUUAUUACUGCCGUUAUGCCUGUGCGAAAAAGGGGGCAGACACCUUUCGAAUGCGGUUCAAUCAACACGGAGGACGAUGCCGACCAGCUCGUUCUCUCCUUACUCUAUGCGGUAACAACAGCGAAGCAAAGACACCCCGGACUUCUAGACGGGGUGAAUCCAGGCCUCCUGAUUCUGGAUUCCUGUGCCACGAAGGAAAGAGCUUUGAUGGUAACAGGCAAUUUCGAGUCAUGUUUUCUCUCAAUUCGUUUACAGCGACCAGACAACAGCCGGCAGCGUCGAGAUGCGGGCAAUAACAACAGUGCAAAAACGCAGUCGGCGAGGAUCAUUGACUAUUACAGAACAUGGGGAGCCAGCCCUCGUCUUUCGCCUGUUUACAUCUCUGUCGGAACGUCUGAUGUUUUGGACGUUCUGACCUCGUCGAUUUCAGAUUUUAGGAAACCCGUGUUGGCCGUCGACCAGCAGGGAAGGUCGCGCCGGGCUGAGCGAGAAUCAGACCUCUCCGACACAACCCUGUCUCUGAGUCUGGCUGCCAGAACCCGAAUGGAGGCGAUCGUCAGCUUGCUCCUAAAGUUCCAAUGGACUCAUGUUUCCGUUGUAGCCUCUGAAAGCAUAGAGAACCGAAAACUAAUUAAGUUGUUUAAUGAUUUAGCCAAAGAGGCUAAACUGUGUGUCUAUCAUGUAUUGAUGCUGGAAGAUCCUGAAUUGAGCGGAGACGAUAUAUUCAGGCAUUCAAACAGAACACGGGGAAAAUCCAAACUUAAAUUAAUCAGCGAAAACCCCCUCUUGAAAAUCAACAGCGAUGUGCCUAGUUCGUUUGCUUGUGCGCUGAGGGACUUGGCUAGGGAUAACACGACAAGAGUAGCAUUUGCCCUGGUUAGCGAAGAGCAUUUCUUGAAACUUAACGCGUUGGUCAAAGAAAAUGGAUUGUCAAUCAUUUGGAUAUUCGAUCAAUCAGAUAGCGGCUGGGAAGAAGAUCUCUCCUCGGCGUCCAUUCCUCUCGGGUCAUUCACCAUCGGACGCCAGACACAAGUUUAUCGUGGCUUCAAAGAAUAUUACACCCGCCAGUCGAAUCGAAGAAUAACAGACGAAAAUAUGAAUCAAGCAAUGAGUAAGUGGCUAGACGAACAGUGGGACGCGCGCUUUGGCUGCGAUCUGCCCGGCCAGGAUUCAAACUACGGCGUCGCGUGUCCGCGCGAGGAAAACCAGAGUCAUGUCAUCUCACCGGUAACCACGGACGUUAUACGGGCAGCCGACGCUGUGCUUUUUGCCUUACAGACGGAAUAUGCCGCCAAGUGUGGAAACAAAGGCGGGCUAUGUGCAAAAUUCGCCCGCCAGAAACAGCCCAUCACACUGGCCUCAUUCCAGAAAGUGCUUGUCAACGCUGAGAACGACAGUUUCCAGUUCAGUCCAAGUAGGGAGGUGGACACGAGCAUUGCCAUUUACAACAGACAGGCGAAAGAGAACGGAAGUCAUCUAGUGCAGGUUGCUGAGUGGAGAAAUAGAAUCCUUACACCGACCAAAGGGAGACAAAUCAAGUUAUACGAUCGCUCUGGAGAAGAAUUGGAUCGCAACAACGCGGACCUGCUAAUGCCUCCGCCUUCAUGCAUUGGUACCCGCUGCAGUUGUGUAAAUAUACCCACAGAUCCGACCCCAACAAUCAAAUCACUGAACAGCUCUACAAUGUCAUUGACUCUACGACGCGAAGGCUACUCCAAGUCAACUGGUCAGUUCACCGGUACAAUCUGGGCGACAGUUGUUAUGACCGUGGCGGCCGCUGGGGUCCUCACGGCAAUCGGCAUCUUCUUCUACCUGCUUUAUAAAUAUUGCUCAGGCACUGGCGGUGGAAGGCGCUACUCUCUGCUGGGAAUGUUGCUGUUGUUUGCCAUUGUGAUCCAGUUUGCUACCAUGCUCCCGUUUGUAUUUACCGCCAACGAACUCAUCUGUGAGAUGCGAUAUUUUGCACCUGGUUUCGGUUAUUCCCUUACCCUGGGUAUAAUCCUCGUCAAAUUAAUGAACCUCUAUGAUUAUCGGAUGAUCGGUCUUGGCGGAACCCUGUCCGGUAUGAACCAACUGUUGAUGGUGUUGUUCGUGGCCGGCGUCCAGGUGGCCGUCGGAGCGCAAAGGUGGCUACUAAAGGGGUCGGUUUUUGUGCGAGUAGUGACCUACUACGGCGUGACCAUGUACGGCUGCGCAUUUGACAAACUCGAAUUUGUCUACUAUCUCGGCUACCCGAUGUUUUUACAAAUCAUCUGUCUACUUUAUUCCAUUGGUAUGUACAAAGAGAAGAGAAAUUUGCGAGAAGCCAAGUAUGUCCUUAUAGCCUGCACGUUGUGUAUUUUUGUUUGGAUAUCAUGGCUUCUUGUCUAUUUCCUACGACCGGACGAUCUGACGCAGCCGGCCAUUGCCGUGGGCAUAUUGGUCAAUGCAUGCAUGAACUUGGCGGUCAUUUUCAUUCCAAAGAUUCACAUGAUGGCCACUCUAAAGUAUGACGUCAACAAAACAUCGCAGGACCAUUACAGUACCAAGGCUGAUUCGGAUUUUUUCUUUGAAAGACCUUUCUCUCUUCCAGGAACUUUGAAAACCUCAGUUUCAGAUAAAACUUAUUCAAGAUCUUAUACUGCCUUCCAGAAUUUUGAUCACUCUUCUGGGUCUGUGUAA
Messenger RNA from Acanthosepion pharaonis, 5106 nucleotides. NCBI's taxonomy places the organism in Eukaryota, Metazoa, Mollusca, Cephalopoda, Sepiida, Sepiidae. The record is from the annotation of a GenBank genome assembly.